Messenger RNA from Sturnus vulgaris (Common starling), 1184 nucleotides. It is a transcript of the gene MRPS26, whose product is annotated as mitochondrial ribosomal protein S26. NCBI's taxonomy places the organism in Eukaryota, Metazoa, Chordata, Aves, Passeriformes, Sturnidae. Gene Ontology annotation, cellular component: mitochondrial small ribosomal subunit. The record is from RefSeq and is a predicted model, not a curated record.
AUGGCACCCCGCGGGUCGCUGCUGCUGCUGCUGGCUCUGCUGCUGCUGAGCUGCUCCCUGCCCCGUGGCCACGGCCAGCACUGGUCCCAUGGCUGGUACCCGGGGGGCAAACGGGACCUCCGGACCCCCAGGCUCUGUCCCGGCUGGUCCCCGCGGGCGGUGCCGGCGCGGGGCCGCAAGACCCGCAGCGAUCCCCCCGCCAAGUCCAAGGCGGGCCGGGUGAAGCUGCCGCCGCCCGUGGACCCCGAGGAGCUGCUGGUGGUGCAGGAGCGGUACCGGCAGUACCGGCUGGUGCUCAGCGCCCUCCGGGCGGAGUUCAGGGCCGAGGUGCUGCAGAAGAAGCGGGAGGAGCGCCUGGCUGCCGAGGGCUCGCUGGAGGAGCAGGAGGAGCACCGGCGCCUGAUGGCCUGGAAUGAUGAGGAGAACGCCCGGCAGCGGGCACGCAGAGAGGAGCGGCUCAGGAAACAAGAGGAGGAGGAGAAGAGGAGGAAGUUAGAGAUUGCAGAGAAACAGGCCAGGAAAAUGGAGGCUUUCGUGGAGGAGAAGGAGAAGGAAGUUCUCCAGCUGCAGGAGGAAGCCAAAAACUUCAUCACCCUUGAGAACCUGGAGGCACGGAUCGAGGAGUGCCUGGACAACCCACAGAACUACAACUUUGCCAUCGACAAGGACGGGCGGAUCGUGAAGCGCACGAUGCUGUCAUAGCAGCCCUGGCAUGGGGCUCCAGAGCCCCACACACAGCACAGAUCCUUCCUCUGAGUGGGUAAAUUGACCACAGAAGUGGUGGAGAAAGGCCACAGGUGUGGCUCUGCUGUUUCCAAAGGGUUAAUGUCUGUGGGAAAGGGGGUGAGGGGGAACUCGGAGGCUCCAGCAGUCUGGCUCAGCCCUGUUGCUGUGCCUGUGAUCUCACCUCCCACCUGUUUGGAUCCCUCCUGCCUUCUCACACAGCACGUGGGGAGGAGCAGGAGCAGUCCUGAGGCAGAGCCUGGCUCUGAGCUCCUCACUGUCAGCUCCUCUGGGUGCUUCCAAAGGCAAACAAGAGCUGAAUGAAUUUGUAGGAAACACUGACCUUCCCUUUUUUUGUUGUUGGGGUAAGGAAUUAAUUAUAAUCCUGAUUUCACAUUUUAAACCCUCCUUUGCACAUCUCUUGGUGUGGCUGAAUAAUAAAAUGUGUCUGAAUGAUCCAG